Cynoglossus semilaevis (tongue sole) is the source of this 1486-nucleotide messenger RNA. It is a transcript of the gene klf6a, whose product is annotated as Kruppel like factor 6a. Lineage: Eukaryota; Metazoa; Chordata; Actinopteri; Pleuronectiformes; Cynoglossidae. Gene Ontology annotation, molecular function: RNA polymerase II cis-regulatory region sequence-specific DNA binding; DNA-binding transcription factor activity, RNA polymerase II-specific. Bases 266 to 1126 code for a protein of 286 amino acids. The record is from RefSeq and is a predicted model, not a curated record. The transcript is spliced from 4 exons. Gene Ontology annotation, biological process: regulation of transcription by RNA polymerase II.
CUGUGACGGUGUUUGCAAAUACUGAGAGCGAGAGGAGAAGAAGGAGAAAAGGAGGAGGAGGGGGCACUGACGGACACGGACGAAAGACUCGUCUCCUGCUGCUGCUGCUGCUGCUCAACACAGACGCUUGUUCGUCCGCAUCGCAGGAGGAUCGGUCUUAUUCCUUCCAGCCGGAGCGCUUUCUUACCUGACAGAAAUAAUAAUAAUAAUAAUAAUCAAGUGCAGCUAAAAUAGUCUUUUUAAACAGCCGACACUGCUGGGCAAAAUGGAUGUUCUACCCAUGUGCAGCAUCUUUCAAGAACUUCAGAUAGUUCACGACACGGGCUAUUUCUCAGCCUUACCGUCACUGGAGGAAUACUGGCAGCAGACUUGUUUGGAGUUGGAGCGCUACUUGCAGAGUGAGCCUUACGUCUCCACGUCUGAACUCAAGUUCGAUGGCCAGGACGACCUCUGGAGCAAGCUGAUCUUGGCUUGCGGGGAUAAGGCCAAGGCUGAAUCCGACCCAAAGCUGCCUCCGGCCCACGACGAGGACAAUCAGGACAGCCAAAUCUUGGACACCAACAGUGUGAAUUCAGACGCCAGCAGUGAGGCCUCAGACAGUUCUGAGGAGCUCUCGCCCACACACAGCUUUACCUCCAACCCUUUGGGCUCUGUCUUGGUUGGUUCUGGACCUUUUAGCCCCUCUAUCAUUAGCACUCCCCCGUCCUCGCCGGAGGCCAACUUGGAAACCGGCACCGUGACGAACGGCUGGGUCGCCACUCACGGGGAGUUGCACUUGCCCGUCAAAAUCCGAAACGGCGGCGUGGCAAAGAGCGCGGACAAGACGGGACUCGUCUGCGGGGAGUCAUCGCCGGACGGCAGGAGGCGAGUACACAGGUGUCACUUCAACGGGUGUCGCAAGGUUUACACGAAGAGCUCCCACCUUAAAGCACACCAGCGCACUCAUACAGGUGAAAAACCCUACAGGUGUUCAUGGGAGGGCUGCGAAUGGCGUUUUGCACGGAGCGAUGAGUUGACCAGACACUUCAGGAAGCACACUGGGGCAAAGCCAUUUAAAUGCAGUCACUGUGACAGAUGUUUCUCCAGGUCUGACCAUCUGGCUCUUCACAUGAAGAGACACAUCUAGAGCAGAUCGAGCAGCAGAGGGUUAAACGAUUUAGUUUUUUCCUUUUCUUUCUUUGCUUUGUUUUUAUUUUUUUUUUUGUUUUUUUUUCUAAAGAAGAAAAGACAAAUGCCGUCUCCCGGCCAGUCUCUCGGUUGAACUGUCCCAGAGCAGAGUAGCGGGAGUGUGUUCCAGCCAAAGCAUGCCGUUUUGCACCAUACUGAAACCCAGUGCCUCCGAGACCUCUCUUUGGAGAAAGGCGCUCUGAAGGUUGUCUGUUGCAACAAAGAGGAGAAAAUCACGGGAAGAGAAGACGUUGUUUUAAUUUAGAAGGACGAAAAAAGAAACAAACACAAAAAAAGACACAAAAAAAACAACAAAAAA